This is a messenger RNA of Paramecium sonneborni, 1232 nucleotides long. Lineage: Eukaryota; Ciliophora; Oligohymenophorea; Peniculida; Parameciidae. The record is from the annotation of a GenBank genome assembly.
GUUAAUUAAAUAGAAGUAGAUAAAUGAUAACGUUAUAUUAACAACGUAUGUAAUCAGAAUGGUAAAAAAAGUAUGAUAAAGUGAGAACAAUAACACCUUCAAAGUAAAUUAGAAUAAGAACAACACCUAGUCCAGAAAGACCAAUAAAAAUGAAAUUUGCAUAAUCUCCUGUUUAAGCACUUUAUACAGCGUCAACAAAAGCAACAGCAAUAUUACCUUUAUAAAAUGAACAUAAAUAUACAAUGCCAGAAACAAGAUAAGGUUGUAGAGCAAUAGAACUUUCAAAUUAAUUAGGAAUAGUAAUAGGAGGGCAUUCUCAUAGAGAAUCAUUAGAAUUCAAUUUUAUGGAUUUAUAAAAUGGAUAAUGGAUGUAGAAGUAAUAAUUUUAGGAAUGGGAAUAUUUAAAAUAAAGAAUGAAAGAGAAUGAUACAAGAUUGGGGAGUCAUUUUUCAUUAAAUUAUGAUGCGGAAGAGCAAACAAUAUAUUGUUUUGGAGGAGAAAGAAUUUAAGGGGUUAGAAGAUAGAUUAAUAUAUUGAGUCAGAUAAAAAAUCAUUAAAUACAAUAAUUUGCGAUAUGUGGAAUAGGUGCAAGAAGGAAUCAUACAUCAACUUUGAUGGAUAAUCAAUUAAUAAUAAUUGGAGGAUUUGAAAUAAUGAAUACAAAGCCUAAUUAUUAUGGGGAUAUUCAAAGUAUUAAUUUAAGUACAAUGAGAUCAACAUAAUUAUUAAAGUAGUUUAUGAAAAAUGGAUUAGCUUAUCAUUAAGUGAUAAGAGUAUAUAAAAAGAAUUAAUAUUUUGAAGAGAAAGAGAAUGGUAUAUAUUUAUUUGGAGGGAAAGAUUAAGAGGAUAAUUUUAAUGGAGAUCUGAUAUAAAUAGUUAUAGGAAAUUAGGUUUAAGUUAAUGUAGUUUAAACAGUUGGAUAACAACCAAAGGCAAGAAGAAAUUUUACUAUGAACUAUGAUGAAAAUAGUCAAUGUAUAAUAAUAUUUGGAGGAAUGAAUGAUUUUGAAAUAUUUGAAGAUUUGUAUACUUUAAAUAUUUAAAGUAAAAUUUGGUGUAAUGUGUAAUUGAGUGGAUACUUAAAUUUGAAAGCUAGAUAUGACCAUUGCUCAUUAUAUUCAAAUGAAAAGCUAAUAAUAUUUGGAGGAUUGAAUGAAUUUGGAUAUAUUUUGUUUAAUCCGAUAUUAAUAAAUUUAAAAUUAAAAAGAUAAAAAUUGAAUCAUUAGGAAUGA